CAAAGAUGGCUCCUGCCAUGGACAUGUUGCGGCGAUUGUGAAUCGUGUUCCAACAAAAUUGUAGGCAAUUCAUUGAAGGUUAAGAAUUCGUCAAAUAACGGCUUUAUGUGUAUAUAAUCAUGAUGAGUGGCAGUCAGAAAAGGAAGAGUUAUGCUCCUACAGUGGAGCAGCUUAAUGCAGACUUUUUGACACAGCUUGGUAGUCGAUUUUGGGCUCCAAAUAGUCCUACACCACAUUUGGCCUAUGAUCCAAAGGUGAUUGAAGAUGUUUACAAGAAAGAACUCUUGAAGAACAAGUUUGCUGCACGUCGUAUCAUGGUGCUCGAGUUUAGCCAAUAUCUUGAAAACUACUUAUGGCCAAACUAUGAUUCUGAAAAGUCAAGCCCCAGUCACCUGAUUUCUAUUGCAGUCAUGAUAAAUGAGAAAUUCAGAGAAGGAGUUCCAGCAUGGGAGGCUUGCAAGAAGAAACCUGAGCAGUUUCCAGCAUUCUUCCACCAAGUUCUAGAGCUUACCUUGGGUACCAUAAAGGAUCUGACUAUAUCACUGAGAGAACGAACAGUACUCCUCAUCUUCCUCAUUCAUUGUUUCAACAGUCUGGAAGUUGAUGUGAUACGAGAGCAAGUUCAGAGGCUGGUAUCCCUUCCAAUGUGGGUGUGUCUUCUACCGGGAAGACUAGAAACAGAGCUGAAAGCCUAUCCGAAAUACAAGAAAUUUUGGAAUAUCAUCAAGAAAAAUGAUGCAAAACAAGUUGAGGAGACAAAGAAGAGGAGUGACUUUGAGCGGAGAUUUCUUGCUAAGUUAAUCCAGCUCUUCUAUACAAUAUUGGAUUCCAUUCCAGAGGAAGGUGAUGCACCAAUGGACAAGGUUCAUUUCUGUGAGCGCUUUGUAGAGAUGAUGGUAGACUUAGAGGCGCAACUACCAACAAGGCGAUUUUUCAAUGCUGUCAUGGAUGAUGCCCAUGUAGUUGUACGAUGUCGUCUCUCGGCACUAGCAAAGAGGAAGGAAGGCAAGCUAUUCAGUGAGUUACUGGACAUGUUAACAUUCUAUGCUGGAUUUGAGAUCAAGGAUUCAACAGGAACAGCUCUUACAGAUCAUGAAAUGACUGAUAUACACUAUGACAGGAUAAGCUCUCUACAGAGAGCAGCAUUCAAGCUGUUUCCAGAGUUGAAGAGAUUUGCUUUGUCAAAUGUAGCCAGUAUUGACACAAGAAAAACACUGACCAAGCAUUUUACACAGCUAAGUGCAUCAGACUUACAUCGUUUUGCUGCUUUCUUACAUCUGCUGCCCCCUCUUGGUGAAGAUGAUGAAACCACGGUAGAGAAGACUUUCCUUUUAGAUCUCAUGGUUUCCCAUCAUGAGAGAAGGAUAUCCCAAAUACAGUCAUUGAAUGAGACACCACUCUACCCAACUGAAGAGAUCCUAUGGGAUGAGAAUGUGGUUCCUACUGAGUUCUAUUCGGGUGAAGGUUGUCUUGCCCUUCCUAAACUGAAUCUUCAGAUGCUAACACUACAUGACUACCUACUCAGAAACUUUCAUCUCUUCAGAUUAGAGUCCACAUAUGAGAUAAGACAGGACAUAGAGGAUGCUGUACUAAGAAUGAAACCCUGGAAGGCUGAGGAUGGGAGCUGUUUCUUUGGAGGGUGGGCUCGUAUGGCACAGCCGAUCACAUCAUUCUCAGUAGUUGAGGUUUCAAAACCCAACAUUGGUGAGAAUCACCCAGCAAGUGUAAGAGCUGAUAUCACUUUGACCCUUAACCUCCGUGAGCAUAUCAAGUCAGAGUGGGAAUCUCUUCGGAAGCAUGAUGUUGCUUUCCUUGUAACUGUCCGUCCAACCAUGAAGAUUGGUAGUCAUUUCACCAAUAAAGAGCAUUUCAUUGAUCAGGUUGGACUUGCUUACAUCAGAGGUUGUGAGGUAGAAGGCAUGUUGGAUGAGAAAGGAGAAGUGAUUGAAGAAGGUCCAGAACCCAAGCCUGAUUUACCAGGUAUCACCAGAACCUACAGAGUAUGGCUAGACCCUAACCAGUACCAGAAGGACAUGGCCAAGACAGCUUCUUCUGGGGCUGAGGAUGUUUAUGAGAGCUUCAAUAUCAUGAUGAGGAGAAAGCCAAAGGAAAACAAUUUCAAGGCUGUUCUGGAGACUAUCCGUGACCUGAUGAAUACUGACUGUGUAGUACCUGACUGGUUACAUGAUAUUCUUCUAGGGUAUGGGGAUCCAGGAGCAGCUCAUUACUCCAAGAUGGCCAAACAGAUUUCAACUUUGGACUGGAACGACACAUUUUUGAAUGCUGACCAUCUUAGGGCUAGCUUCCCAGACCAUACGGUCAAGUUAAUAACUGAUGACCCAGCCAAAUUAGUGCCUCCUUUCAGGAUAACAUUUCCAGAAGCUGAGAAAGGAGGUACUUCAGGAAAGAAACGUAAGGUGGAUGACACCACUCCGAUGAAAGCCAAGAAGGAAAUCAUCGUUGAACCUCACAUCAUACCUAACAGAGGCCCUUAUCCAUACAACCAACCCAAAAAGAAUGCCAUCCAGUUUACUCCAACACAGAUAGAAGCCGUCAGAGCCGGCAUGCAACCAGGUCUUACAAUGGUUGUUGGACCUCCUGGAACUGGUAAGACCGAUGUUGCUGUUCAGAUCAUCUCCAACAUCUAUCAUAACUUCCCAGAGCAGAGGACUCUUAUAGUCACACAUUCUAACCAGGCUUUGAAUCAGUUGUUUGAGAAGAUCAUGGCAUUAGAUAUCGAUGAGAGGCAUUUAUUGAGGUUGGGUCAUGGUGAGGAGGCGCUUGAGACAGAAAAAGAUUUCAGCAGGUAUGGCCGUGUAAACUAUGUUCUUGGUCGUCGUCUUGAGCUGCUCAAAGAGGUAGAGAGAUUACAGGAGAGUCUUGGAGUUCCUGGUGAUGUUGCAUACACCUGUGAGACAGCUGGUCACUUCUAUCUCUAUCAGGUGGUAGCACGAUGGGAGAAGUUUCUGAGUAAGGUCAAGCCUAAGGGAGGCAAGGAGGUUGGAGUAGAAGACAUUGUCACUCACUUCCCUUUCCAUAAAUUCUUUGAGAAUGCCCCACAACCAGUCUUCAAAGGGGAGACCUAUGCUCAGGAUAUGGACAUUGCAGAGGGCUGUUAUCGCCAUAUCAAGAAGAUCUUCCAGCAGCUUGAGGAAUUCCGAGCAUUUGAGCUAUUGCGGAGCGGGAAAGACCGAUCCAAGUACCUGCUCAUCAAGGAAGCCAAGAUCAUCGCAAUGACAUGUACACAUGCUGCCCUCAAGAGGCGAGACUUGGUCGACGUUAGAUUCCAGUAUGAUAACAUCUUGAUGGAAGAAUCUGCUCAAAUAUUAGAGAUAGAAACCUUCAUCCCUCUGCUCCUUCAGAAUCCUGAGGAUGGUUUCAAUCGGUUGAAGCGAUGGAUAAUGAUUGGUGAUCAUCAUCAGUUGCCACCGGUCAUCAAGAACAUGGCCUUCCAGAAGUUCUCUAACAUGGAGCAAUCUCUCUUCACCCGGUUCGUCAGGUUAGGUGUCCCUACCGUCGAUCUGGAUGCACAGGGUAGAGCAAGAUCAAGCAUUGCUACUCUCUACAACUGGAGGUAUCGUAGCCUAGGAAACCUGCCUCAUGUGAAUAGGAUGCCUGAGUUUCAGACUUCAAACCCAGGGUUGGCCUUUGACUAUCAACUCAUCAAUGUAGAUAAUUUCAAUGGAGUCGGUGAAUCAGAACCCAAUCCUUACUUCUAUCAGAACCUGGCUGAAGCUGAGUAUGUGGUGGCGCUCUUCAUGUACAUGAGAUUGCUGGGAUACCCGGCAGAGAAGAUCAGUAUCCUCACUACAUACAAUGGUCAGAAGCAUCUCAUCCGUGAUGUCAUCAACAAACGAUGCUCAGACAAUCCUCUGAUUGGUCAACCUCACAAGGUGACAACAGUAGAUCGUUUCCAGGGACAACAGAAUGACUACAUUCUUCUCUCACUCGUGAGAACAAAGGCAGUUGGACACAUCAGAGACGUGAGGAGACUUGUUGUGGCCAUGUCUAGAGCUAGGCUUGGUCUCUAUGUCUUUGCCAGGGUAUCUCUGUUCCAGAACUGCUAUGAACUAUCACCAACAUUCCAAAAUCUGAUGUCGAGACCAAUUCACCUCCAUCUCGUUCCAACUGAGACCUACCCACCACAAAGAAAGGCUGGGCAACCUGUACAAGGUCGUGUGAUGGUGAUUGAAGAUAUGCCUCAUAUGGCUCAGUUUGUAUUUGACAUGUACAAUGAUGGUAUGCAAAGAAUGCAUGCACAGAUUGGGCGCCAAAGAAGAAUGGAACGUCUUGCCAAGCCUCCAGUGUCUCACAAACCCCCUCCAAAGAAGGUGGAAGAACCCAUGGAGACUAAACUAGAUGAAGAAGCCAAUAAAGAGGUGGUAAAUACCGAGGAGGAGGUGGACCAUUCCAAGAUGCCAGAACAUCCAGGGGAGAGCAGCAGUGAAUCAGAAGGGGAGGAUGAUGAGAAGGAAACACAGGAAGUAAAAGAGCAGGUAGAGACCACUGUGGAGAAAGAGAAAUCAGAAACGAUUGAACAGAUGGAUGAAACUUAACAGCUUGUGGAUAUUUAAGGUUUCAUGACGUU
Lytechinus variegatus (green sea urchin) is the source of this 4588-nucleotide messenger RNA. It is a transcript of the gene aqr, whose product is annotated as RNA helicase aquarius-like. Gene Ontology annotation, biological process: mRNA splicing, via spliceosome. The coding region runs from base 120 to 4556 and encodes 1478 amino acids. The transcript is spliced from 41 exons. NCBI's taxonomy places the organism in Eukaryota, Metazoa, Echinodermata, Echinoidea, Temnopleuroida, Toxopneustidae. Gene Ontology annotation, molecular function: mRNA binding; helicase activity. Gene Ontology annotation, cellular component: catalytic step 2 spliceosome. The record is from RefSeq and is a predicted model, not a curated record.